ACCGUCCCUCUGGUGUAGCGGCCAUUGUCCAAACGUAGCUAGUCAUAGUUCUGUGGAAAGGAAAAGGAACGCGUUGGAAGAGAAUAUACAUUUUCGAAUUGUUUUUUUUGGUUUUGCGUUGCCUUAAAGCUCAAAUUUGCGUUAUAGAAGGUUUAACCGCUCUGAAGACUUGGUUAUAUAAUUAUUAUUUUUUUUAAAUAUAUGUAUAAAGUGAGGUUUUAAUUGUGCGAGUGUUGAGCUAGCCUUGAUCUGAGCUCGCGCUGUCGCGUUCCAGCUCACAGAGGGUUUCAUCAGCCGUGUUUCACCACACUUCAUCAGAUCUGGUUUAUCUAAGAGCUGUUGUUUAAAGAGUCUGGUUUCUAUUUAGAUGGCAAGCUUCCCAGAUUUUGUCAACGAAAAUGAAAUAGCUAAAGCUAAGUUCAUUGGAGAACUUCUAGCUCCUGUGGUUCCCUUUGACCAGAAGUCUGGACGGGAGACAUGGACUGUGGCUUUUGCUCCUGAUGGAUCCUAUUUUGCUUGGUCUCAAGGACACCGCGUUGUACGACUUGUACCCUGGUCAAAAUGCAUGAGCAACUUCUCUAUGAGGAAGGAGGAGUGGCUAAAUGGCGCAGGACCCAGGCGUUUGUCUCGGCACGGUAACGACAUUGCCUUGGUGCCGGGUGAGCCCCGAGAGCACACCAUCGACUGCGGUGACAUUGUUUGGGGGCUGGCGUUUGGCUCCUCUGUUCCCGAAAAGCAGAGCCGCUGUGUGAAUAUUGAGUGGCACCGUUUUAAAUUCGGCCAAGACCAGUUGCUGCUGGCUACCGGCCUCAACAACGGCCGCAUCAAGAUAUGGGACGUGUAUACAGGAAAACUUUUGUUGAAUCUGAUGGAUCACACAGACAUUGUGCGGGAUCUAACGUUUGCACCAGAUGGAAGCCUUGUGCUGGUAUCUGCUUCCAGAGACAAGACAUUACGUGUGUGGGACCUCAAGGACGAUGGUAACAUGAUGAAAGUGCUGCGUGGGCAUCAAAACUGGGUGUACUGCAGUGCCUUCUCCCCAGACUCCUCAGUGCUGUGCUCUGUGGGUGCUGGCAAAGCGGUUUUCCUGUGGGACAUGGAUAAGUACACACUGAUUCGUAAGCUGGAGGGCCACCAUAAUGAUGUGGUGUCCUGCGAGUUCUCUCCCGAUGGAGCCUUGCUUGCCACAGCCUCCUAUGACACCCGCAUCAUAGUGUGGGAUCCUCACACAGCCACUAUAUUGCUUGAGUUAGGGCACCUCUUCCCUCCUCCUUCUCCCAUAUUCGCCGGGGGAGCCAAUGACCGCUGGGUUCGCUCUGUUGCCUUUUGUCAUGAUGGCCGCCAUAUUGCCAGCAUCACUGAUGACCGGUUGGUGCGAUUUUGGAGCAUCGAUGAGAAAUCUCCCCAGGCCAUUGCCUCACUCACUAAUGGUCUCUGCUGUGCCUUCUCCACAGAUGGAAGUGUUUUAGCUGCUGGUUCACGCGAUGGCAGUGUUCAUUUCUGGGCAUGUCCACGCAGCGUUUCUAGCCUGCAGCACUUGUGUCGCAUGGCACUGCGAAGAGUACUUUCCACACAGCAAGUCUACGCACUGUCUAUCCCUCAAUGCACACAAGACUACCUGGCUUACAGGAGCUUCUAGCUGAGGAAGCACGCCACAGCACUCUGAAAUCAAUAAGACAACAUUUGCAAGAAAAAGGCUGGGAGAGGGGAUUGGGGUUGGAGACAAUAAAACACACAAAGAUUGAAGGGAAAUGCAGUGUUCUUCUGUUAAUAGGCCCCAAGCUCUACUUAAUGACAUCACUGUUUCAAAGGAAAAAUUUUGUACUGGUUAUAAAGCUGCUUGCACAUUUCUUGUAAGUACUUUUUUCUUUUUUGGUUAUACCCUAAGCCUUCUCAUCUGCUCUUUCACCCAUAUCAGCUAGUGGCCUUUAGACAGCCUUAUCGUCAACGUCACUUUCUUACUUUUUUUUUUCUGGCACAUCUUGUGCAAAAACAUAUGGUGCAACUUUGAAGAAGGCAUCUGAAAUGUCCUCCUUUUUUCUAGAAGGGGAUGGGAAUGAUUGAUUGCUGACCCGAAGUAGUGUUUUCUCAAAAGUAUCAGUGACUUGGGGAAGGAGAUACAGAAUCGAGAAAGUGUGUUAGAAUGAAAGAAUUGCAUACUUUUUCUUCAUGUACAGUGGUGUGUGUUUGUGAGAUGCAUGUUCGAGAAGAGUUUAGGAGAUCAGGGAUCUAGGCAGUGCCUCCCCUCAGUGUGCCUCGAUAGCAGCAGAAAUCCCUAGUGCUGUAUGUCCACACCCAGACGCUGCCUCAGUAACAGCCUCUUUUUAGCAACCUCCGUAACCCUGACAAUGUAGUGAUUGAAUUCAGUUCAAAUUGUUUAUUUUUUAUCUGUACAGACAUUUGUAAAGAAAAGAUUUGUGUGCAUGUGUAAAUGUAUGUAUAUAUGAUUAUCUAAAUUUGCUCUUCUACAUUUGUGGGCGAUUUUUGUUUUCUUUCUCUGCUGAAUCUAAGAAUGUCAGAUGUGUCGGUUGCAUUUUCUGUAUGUAUAAUGCUCAUGCUGUGAAACUCCAGAGAUUGUGGCUGGACUCUGAGCUGGUUGGACAACAGGAAAGGAAGUUAUCGGGUAUUCACCAGCAAAAGCACUAAUAUUCCCUCUGCUCUAAACUGACGCUUCUUUAAAGGUUGGCAAUUUAGCUAUAUUUAUAUAUGGUCCUUGGUGGCCGUCAAAGAGCACACUGAAAACGGCACCCCCAUGUUGGGCUUCUGUUAUCUGAGUAGUUCUACCUCCUGGAUUAGCUCGAGUAACAUCUGAUGAAGGCUCAGUAUUUACAUGCUGUUUAACACUAAGCAGUGUAACUCUGACAUGAUGUAUAAUUCUGCCUGUUCAAGAUGAUGAUAGCCGGUUGAGCAGGAUCAGUGAGAGUUACAUGCUCGGUGUAUGAGGAAUGGUUGGGUUUCAAACAGUUUGUCACUUUUUCUAUCUAUGCGCAGACAAAGAAUCUUAGCAAUAAACUUUAUUUGUUGUAACCAUUGGAGCUGAUGCCAAAGAUCUCCUAGGGCACUCAGUAUUACCUUUUUUAUUUAUUUUUUUUACCCCCCCCCCCCCCCCCCCCCCC
Molecule: messenger RNA, 3116 nt
Organism: Ictalurus furcatus (blue catfish)
Lineage: Eukaryota; Metazoa; Chordata; Actinopteri; Siluriformes; Ictaluridae
Gene: wsb1
Product: WD repeat and SOCS box containing 1
Exons: 9
Coding region: 368-1639 (423 amino acids)
Biological process (GO): intracellular signal transduction
Molecular function (GO): protein binding
Source: RefSeq, a predicted model, not a curated record